Messenger RNA from Ananas comosus (pineapple), 1691 nucleotides. RefSeq lists its product as uncharacterized. The transcript is spliced from 6 exons. NCBI's taxonomy places the organism in Eukaryota, Viridiplantae, Streptophyta, Magnoliopsida, Poales, Bromeliaceae. Bases 1 to 1365 code for a protein of 454 amino acids. The record is from RefSeq and is a predicted model, not a curated record.
AUGUCGUCGGCAACAAGCCCGUCUCCCCUGCCUCGACCCGAAUCCUCCGACCUUGCUGAGGCCGCGCCGCCACCCUCUUCUCCACUAGGGCAAGGCGACGUUGAGACGCAAGCUCUUCUUCUCUACUACGCGUCGGAAGGCCGAGAUGUCGUCGGAGGCGGCGACAUCACCUCCGACGAUGUCGCGAUGGUUGCGAUAGAAAACAAGGGAGGAAGAGUUUAUAGAAAUAAUGAUUGUUUCGAUAAUAUCUACCUGCCGCAUCGCACGGGUAACUACACUAGUAAUGAACGAUACGGUGCUAGUGUGAUUCCUCGAGAGGAUCCUAAUUGCUGCCCUCCAACGCCUAUACAGGCUGUUGUUUCUGUCAGCCAAAAUGGACGGUUGAAGCACUUCGGGCUGUGGCAUCACCUUCCAGACGGACGCUGCGGCGAGGCGGAGGAGAGACGGACGGGGAGAAUGAUUUUAAGGUCUGCCGUAGCAUCGCCGCCGCUGCUGCCGCCGCCGGCGGUGAGGGGUCGUCCGGCGCCGUCCGUAGGGCGCAGGAAGACGGCGCCCUCCGUGGUCGCUUGCGGUAACCACGACCUAACCCGAACGCAGGAGCUGCGGACCCAAAUCCACCAACUCCACUCCGAAGCCGAGCUAAUACGAUCCAAAGCAAAUAAUGCAAGAUUGAGACUUAUGCGGUUGAGUGAGACAGCUGAGAAUCUAAAGAGAAGAGCUGCCAUGAGCGUCCUAGCUGGUAAAGAAGGUGAUGCGAGGGAGCUACUUGUACAAAAGAAGAAGUUGAUGCAAGCCUUGGAAAAAUCAAAAAGCCGCAUCGAGGUGCUUGAUAAACUUUCGGCAAAAAUUAAUGAGGCAAUUUCUCUGAAAGAAAGCAAGUUGAUAGAACAUGUCGCCAUGCAACGUGAAAUCACUCAGAAAGAUUCCAGUCAUCAGAUUCGAUACGCCCCCACUAAGUCUCAUGUUGGUGAAGUUGCAGACAAAGCAAAGGAUUCUCUGGCUGCUAUCCUGCAAUCAGCUGAAAAUUACUCUGUUGAAGUGAGAAGUCAUAGCGCAAAUAUUGCUGCCAACUUUGAGAAACAGGAUUUUGAUGCUUCUGAAAACUCCACAGAUUCUGAUAUUGAUAAUGUGGUCGGCAGUUUAACCGGCCUAUCGUCAUAUAGGGAUUUGCUUGAACAAAUUGACACGCAACUACAUGUAGUGGUAUCCAAUAUAGAAGAGUUCAUGAGUACCGAAUUAUCAAUACAAAGUGAUCAGAAUCAGAUGAAAGACCAACUGCAGAAAUUAUCAGAAAUUUUAAACAAUGUACUCUGCAUCAGAGGAAGGAUUGCAACCAUCAUGCAGACACUAACAGAUAGCAGCUGAACCUCAAAUUGUGCGAGCGGACAGGCGCGUAAUGAUAUUAAUGGGUCAAUAAGAACAAGUCAAGAGUUGCAAAAUAAAUUGAAUUUGGAAGGAGGGGGCGAAACAAAUGAACAUUGUUUCUCAUUUAUCGAGCUUCUGAUUCUUAUUUUCCAAUCAGCACUGCAAUGCAUAAACCAGUAGAAAGGUCAUGUUUAAAUUAGAGUAUAAUAUGUUUACAUAAAUGCAUAGUAGCAAUAAUUGAACUUACAAUUAUAGUUUGUGUAUUAUAAAGCUUAAUGCCAGGCUUUUUUUGCAAUUGGCCCCCUGGAAAAAAUUAAUUUUAAAAA